AUGGAAGGAAACCUUGUUGCGCCGCCGGUGCUGUCGACGCCAGACGCACAUCUAUUCGAAGACCCUACGCCUGUUGCGAAGAGCUCGUUCGGCAAAAGGUUGAGCGACGAUGAUGUGCGACACGUUUACGAGAUUGUCCGGACGGCGGGGGAGAUCCGAGCUGGAGGAUGGAGGCGAGUCGCUCUACAGUUUCCAGACAACAUGCUGAACGAUGCGCCGAGGGUUUUCGAAUUUUUACAGAAGGCGCUGAAAGAUUUGUCCCCAAAGGCUGCGGAAGCAGACGCUGGUGUGGAGGAUGUGGCCAAGGCUGUGCAAGAGCUGGAUAUUGCGAAACAAAAUAUAGCAAAGCAACCAUCCGAAGACCGACUUUUUAUACUGGCAGAUACAUCAUAUGGAGCAUGUUGUGUGGAUGAGAUCGCAGCAGAGCAUGUUGACGCCGACGUAGUGGUCCACUAUGGCCGUUCUUGCCUGUCGCCCACGGCGAGGCUUCCCGUCAUCUACGUCUUUACAACCCAUAAGCUUCCGAUUGAACCCGUGAUAGAAGCAUUCCAGCAAACAUAUACGGAAAAGGAUAACAAGAUUAUACUCAUGGCCGAUAUUAUAUACUCAGACCAUAUACCCACGAUACUCGAACAAGUAACGGCUCUGGGCUACACCGAUGUCUUCGCCCCAUCUAUUAUUCACGACCCAGCAUCGCCUCUCCCAAAUCGAACAGUACCUUCAACUGUCGAAUCUGGGGAAAAUAAGAUGCAAGAUUAUAGUUUAUUCCAUAUAUCAGAGCCACCUCGGAGUCUGCUCCUUACGCUAUCCUCGCGGCUCAAGUCGAUGCAUAUAUACCCGACCGAUACGGCAAAUCCACAAGCUCUAGAAGCUCAAACAUCCCGUCUCUUGAUGAGGCGGUAUGCUACACUCACAUCCUUAAAUACCUGUUCCAUUUUUGGGAUUCUCAUAAACACGCUCUCCGUUAAAAAUUACAUGCCGACUGUCGACGCCAUAAAGGCACGGAUUGCUGCGGCGGGAAAGAAGAGUUAUACGUUUGUAGUAGGCAAAGUCAACGCUGCAAAGGUUGCAAACUUUUCGGAAAUCGGGGGAUGGGUUGUCAUUGGGUGCUGGGAAAGCAGUCUGCUUGAUAGCACAGAGUUCUUCCGACCCAUAAUCACCCCUUUCGAGCUUGGUCUAGCAUUGAUGAGCGAUGAGGAACGGGUAUGGACAGGUGAAUGGAACGGGGAUUUCAGCGACAUUAUUAACAAGCCACUCGUACCCCGGACAGUUAAAAAGGAUGCAGAUGAGCCUGGUGAUGAAGACAAUGAAGGCUCGGAUGAAGAAGAAGACUCAGCUCCACCAGAAUUUGACCUCCGGACUGGCCGUUAUAUAAGUCACAGCAGGCCCAUGCGUCCGUCGAAAACAACCCAGUCAACCUCCAAUGAUGCGACAGGUGAAACCGGGGUACCAGCAUCAAGUGCCCUGAUGAAGCGUGCAAACGGAGACUUGGCUAUGAUCAACGGUAUAGCAAGCCCUGGCGCGGAAUAUCUACGUUCCCAGCGAACAUGGAAGGGGCUUGGUAGUGAUUUUGAGGUUGCCUAUGAUAAUGAUGACGGGCAGCUGGGUGCGCAAGUGGAACAAGGUAGGGGAGGUGUCGCAAGAGGAUAUACCGUGGGUGGUGAGGGCGAUAGACACUGA
Pseudogymnoascus verrucosus is the source of this 1680-nucleotide messenger RNA. RefSeq names its product Diphthamide biosynthesis protein 2 (gene DPH2). The coding region runs from base 1 to 1680 and encodes 559 amino acids. Gene Ontology annotation, molecular function: 2-(3-amino-3-carboxypropyl)histidine synthase activity. Lineage: Eukaryota; Fungi; Ascomycota; Leotiomycetes; Thelebolales; Thelebolaceae. The record is from RefSeq and is a predicted model, not a curated record. Gene Ontology annotation, biological process: protein histidyl modification to diphthamide. The transcript has a single exon.